AUGGAACCGCCGACACAUCAACGCAUUUUCGACAGUGAAGGCGGUGAGUUGUUGUCGACAAAUUUGAAUGUUUCACUCGGUUUUCGAACCUGAAUAGUUUGCACACAAAGUGAAUAAAAUGAAUGCGCCACGGCGCCCAAAAACGUAGAAAGGGGCGUGGCCUAGCGUGCACGGUUUAUCACCAUUUUGGGGCGGAAAUUCGAAAUUUAACCCCCAUUUUUCAUGUUUUUCGUUAAAAAUUACACAAAUUUUGUACGGGUUUCGACGAUGUAAUUGCAUAAUUUUUUAAAUUUAAUUAUCGCGCACUUUUUGAGCUUAAAACGAGCCGAUUUCAUUCAGAAAUGAAUCAGUUGAAUCGAUUUUCAAGUUUUGUGCUGAAAAUGCGCGAAUUUCAGUCAUUCGCCGACACUUUUUGCCGUUUGAACGCUUAAAAUACUUGUAUUAACGUGCUUAAUCACUUCCGACACUCACUUCGUCUCAAAACUAUCCACAUCGGCCGGCAUGAAAAUUCCGAAUUGCGAAAUAUGCGAAAAACGUCUCAAACGCGGCGUUUUUACGAAAAUUUCAAUGUUUUCUCACUUUAAUGUGCUCUUCUUUCGUCGAUAUCAAACACAAAAUAUCGGAAAAGUGUGCUGGAAUUGCGGCAAUUUUCAGAAAACGCGUCUCAGAUUAGGCCACGCCCCCUUUCUACACUUUUCGUCGCCGUGAAUAUUGCCAGAACACAAAAAAACCGCAAUUUUGUGCAUCCAGUGCGCUCUGAAAAUGUUUCACAUUGAGUUAAAUGCAAUGUGCAUUUGUUUGCGUGUAAAAAGUUCGGACGAAACUUUUAAAGUUUCACACUCAACGCAUAUCCUGAAAUUUUGUAACCACACUUGAUGCUCCCGAAAAACUCCGCUAAAAUGACGAAUCCAGAAUCAACCUUUUCUAAGAAGUAUUUUCAUAGUAUACCACACACACACGCCUCGUUAGUCAAGGAUUAGGAUUAGAUUCGAGAGUACGGAAAAGUUUUAGAGUGGGGGUUAUUAGUCACCCGAGAACCAAUUAUUAAAUCAGGAGAUUAGGAGGAAAUGCAAUAACAAUAUUAUCCGUUUCAACUCGCUUUCAUCUGUUUCACCGCUCACUGGGUGUAUUCGUUUAUUUUAAGUUUCAACAGGUUAAGACUAUACACGGCGACCAAAAGUGUAGAAAGGGGGCGUGGCCUAAUCUGAGACGCGUUUUCUGAAAAUUGCCGCAAUUCCAGCACACUUUUCCGUUAUUUUUGUGUUUGAUAUCGACGAAAGAAGAGCACAUUAAAGAGAGAAAACAUUGAAAUUUUCGUGAAAACGUCGCGUUUGAGACGUUUUUGGCAUAUUUCGCAAUACGCUCUCCGCGGCCAAUCGCCGCCGCAAUUUCGGAAUUUUCAUACCGGUCGAUGUGGAUAGUUUUGAGACGAAGUGAGUGUCGGAAGUGAUUAAGCACUGGCAAUACAAGUAUUUUAAGCGUUCAAACGGCAAAAAGUAUCGGCGAAUGACUGAAAUUCGCGCAUUUUCAGCACAAAACUUGAAAAUCGAUUCAAUCGAUUCAUUUCUGAAUGAAACCUGCUCGUCUUAAGCUUAAAAAGUGCGAGAUGAUUAGUUUAACAAAGUUAUUAUGCAAUUACAUCCUACAAAAUGGUACAAAAUUUGGGUAAUUUUUGACGAAAAACAUGAAAAAUGGGGUCAAAUUUCGAAUUUCGCUCCAAAAAAUGGUGAUAAACCGUGCACGCUAGGCGCCACGCCCCUUUCUACGUUUUUGGUCGGCGUGUAGCUGCUAUACAAUAGUUGGCUCCGGGACAUUUCGAAACCGGACAUUUCGAAACCGCGACAUUUCGAAACCGGACAUUUCGAAACCGCGACAUUUCGAAACCAGACAUUUCGAAACCGCGACAUUUCGAAACCGCGACAUUUCGAAACCAGACAUUUCGAAACCGCGACAUUUCGAAACCAAUUCAGUACAAGUAUUUAAAAAUUCAAAAAACCGCAAAAUUCGCGGUAGAAAUGCAUGUUAAGUGUAUUUUAGCAAUUAGUUAUGAUUUCGGACUAUUUAUACUAACACAAACGUAUAAGUUAUAUACGGUAUAACUUGACAAAAUUAUUCGCGUCGGCCAGGAGCUUGACAGGUCUCAUUGUAAAUCCGUUGUGCGGAUAUAACGGGCGGAGUGCUCUUUUCGGCAUUAUUCUGUACAAAUACGAUUUCCAGCAAGCGGAUCAUCGAAAAUAAUAAGAAUGUUCGACAAAAACACAGAACAAUAUGAAAAAUUACUGUCCAUACUGCGAAUAUGGCGGUUUUUUUGAAUUUUUAAUACUUGUACUGAAUUGGUUUCGAAAUGUCGCGGUUUCGAAAUGUCGCGGUUUCGAAAUGUCUGGUUUCGAAAUGUCGCGGUUUCGAAAUGUCUGGUUUCGAAAUGUCGCGGUUUCGAAAUGUCUGGUUUCGAAAUGUCUGGUUUCGAAAUGUCUGGUUUCGAAAUGUCGCGGUUUCGAAAUGUCCGGUUUCGAAAUGUCCCGGAGCCCAAUAGUUGGACUUCUUGUUAGUUUGCCUAAAAAAAUUGUUAGAAAGCCAGAACGUUUUUGAGUGCCAUUACAAACAUUCUGGGGGAAAAAAAGCUGGUGCGCUCUUUAGACUGUUUCAAAAAUCUUCAAACGAAACUUGCAAAAUUUUGUGCAGAAGCCGGUCCGAGUGGCACAAAAGACGAAGACGAGGGACCAUGUUGUCUGGUGUGUGGCCGCAUCGCGAACACAGGCCAUCAUUACGGAGUGACCGCGUGUCUCGGCUGCAAAACGUUCUUUCGGCGGGUCGUACUGCAGCGCAACUCGCCAAAGUGCAAGUACAAGAAUCAGUGCAGACUCGAGAAAAGUGUGAACGCGAAGCGGCUGUGUCGGAGUUGUCGCUACAAAAAGUGUCUGGAAGUCGGGAUGACGGAAGACGGUGAGUGUCAACUGGAUCGAUAUCGAACUUUUUCUGAUUUCUUGAAGCCCUCCACCCGUGUCGCGACGUGAUCGGCCGUCGAAACCGCAACAACUCGAUCGACUCGUCGCCCAUCUCGUCGCCGCCCUCGAUUCCGUCGCAACUCUCGGUAAGCACCUCUCCCGCUGUUGUCCACGUCCGUGAGCUUGCAGAUAUGCAAACUGAUGACUCAGGCCGACGGCGACCACGAACUUUUGCAGACAAUCACCGACAUGGACACGGACAUCCGCACGCGGACCGCUCACAUUCUGGGCGAGCCGGCGAACGGCGAUCAGCAGAUUCACUUUUACAGCCCCGUGAGUUUUCGGCAUCGGGAAGAACAUUUCUUACUAGGGAAUGGCCCGCACUUACCUUGGGCUUUUGCAAUGGGACCUAUAAAUGAUUCAAAAAAGAAUUUCACGGAGAAUCCGAAUCUGCUCUCCACUUUUUUGCUAAAGAGCACUGGCUGGCGAGAAAAUCUGCCUGUUUCUGCCACAUUUUCUAGAAAGCUCGUUUUCGGCGACCUGUAUCUCAAGAACCACGCGUCCGUUGCAAAAGUGGUCAACUAGUAAGUUAGCGCAAAUUAUCUCGUGAAUAACUUUGUAGUUGAUCGUCUAUUUUUAAAAAAAUUAGUCUUCGAGUUAUGAACAGUUUUCCUAGAGCGACAAGAAAAAAGUUAGCGCUGGGGUCAGAGCGACGAUAACUCGAAAACUAAUUUUUUUAAAAAUAGACGAUCAACUACAAAGUUAUUAACGAGAUAAUUUGCGUUAACUUACUAGUUGACCACUUUUGCAACGGACGCGUCGUUCUUGAGAUACAGGUCGCCGAAGAUGAACUUUCUAGAAAAUGUGGCAGAAACAGGCAGAUUUUCUCGCCAGUAUUCCCUAGUUAGUCUUUUUCACGAAUAACUGGACGAAAGCAUUGUCCAGCAAAACGAUCGCCGUCGUAGAAAAGCACAAUAUGAAACAGAAACUCAUUUCAGUCUCAAGACUACACGAACGUCUCGGUGAACCAUGGAAUCGGACCGUCUCUCAAAGUGGAUAUUAUCCUUCUCAAAGAGUGGGUCAGCCGAGUGCCCGGCUUCUCAGAACUCUCCGAUCGAUAUCAGGUAGACUUGCAAAAAACCACACUUCGGAUCACACUUCAUUCUUCUUCUCAUUUUCAGCAACACCUAAUGCGUCGUUUUUGUCUCCGAUACACUGUCAUCGAGCACGGACUGUUCACUGCUCAGAUGCCGUACCAUAAAAACGUCUGGUACGUUGUGAUAUACUUUUGCUUGUGAUAUUGUAUCGCAAAACUCUUGCAGGUUCCUCUCCGACCGCACUUGUCUCGUUAGCGAGUUCGACAAUCUUCCCGAGCCGAUUCGUCGCCAUUUGACUCCGGAUAUUAUAAAAGAGCAACAGUUGUUGGCGCCGUUCACUUCGAUGCUCAUCCACGAGGUCGCCAACCCGUUACGAAGGCUCAAACCCGACUCGAUAGAGAUUGCGACCGUGAAGACGUUGAUGCUGUUGAGUGAGUGAAGAAACUUGGAGCCAUAAUGUACAGACCAACUUACAGAGCCCACUUGCCUUCGUGAAAUCGGUGGCGACUAUCUGUCGACAGAUCAUGACUUGAAAACUAUCAACGAGAUUCGGAAUCGUGUCAUCAGCGGACUUUAUAGGCAUUAUUUGAAGAAUGGAAUCGAUUCCGAGCAGUUACCCAUUCGAAUCAGUGAUGUGGGCAAUCAAAACGCUCUUCUAGAACAUUUCUAAAAUCGUUGCAGAUCCUCCAUCUCACGGGCGGUGUGGAAGUGUGCGCGGAUCGAGCUCUCGAGGAGAUGCACUUGCUGCGCGUCUUCAAUUUCUGCUCUUUCGACCAAUACAGCUCCGACGUGAUCUUCGGCUUCACCCGCGACUUUUAG
Molecule: messenger RNA, 4861 nt
Organism: Caenorhabditis sp. 36 PRJEB53466
Lineage: Eukaryota; Metazoa; Nematoda; Chromadorea; Rhabditida; Rhabditidae
Source: the annotation of a GenBank genome assembly